CGGCUGCAACAAAGUAGAGCGCAAGCACAGCGCCAGCGUUAGCCAGCGAGCUAACCAGCUAGGAGGAGCUUAUUUUCUGCUUUAUUUAGAGGGGGAAACAAUGGUGAAACAGACAAUACAGAUAUUUGGUCGCAUUAAACCUGCGAAGAACGCUACAGUGGUGUACUCUGUGGACAACGAUGAGCCGGCCGGUGCUUCCUUGGAGUUCCUGGUGCCCAGGAACGUGGCUGAAGGCUUUGUGAACAACAAGAGGGAGUGCUACAAGUUCAGGUUCCUGAAGGUGUUCGAUCAAGCUGUCAAACAAGAAGACAUAUUUGAAAACAUUGCCAAACCAGUUGCAGACAGUGUGUUGGCUGGUUAUAAUGGCACCGUAUUCGCCUAUGGCCAGACAGACAGUGGGAAGACCUUCACCAUCACAGGAGGGGCCGAGCGCUACAGCGACCGAGGCAUUAUUCCCCGCACCCUCUCCUACCUGUUUCAACGCGUCUCCCAGGACAGCAGUAUGGUUUACACCAUACACAUUUCCUACUUGGAGAUCUACAACGAGAUGGGAUACGACCUUCUGGAUUCCCGACAUGAAGCAUCUCGACUGGAGGACCUACCAAAGGUACUCAUCAUGGAAGAUCCCGACCAGAACAUUCAUCUGAGGAACCUGUCCCUGCAGCAGUCAGCCAAUGAGGAGGAGGCUCUGAACCUGCUCUUCCUGGGUGACACCAACCGCAUUAUUGCAGAGACUCCGAUGAACCAGGCAUCCACGCGGUCCCACUGUAUUUUCACCGUGCACAUGUGCAGACGUGAGCCGGGCUCGGCCACCCUGCGGCGCUCCAAGCUCAACCUGGUGGACCUGGCUGGGUCGGAUCGAGUCAGCAAGACCAGCCUGAACGGGCAGCUGCUCACUGAGGCCAAGUACAUCAACCUCUCCCUGCACUACUUGGAGCAGGUGAUUAUAGCUUUGUCAGAGAAGAGCCGCUCCCACAUCCCCUACAGGAACUCCAUGUUGACGUCUGUGCUGAGGGACAGCCUGGGGGGCAACUGCAUGACGACCAUGAUUGCCACCAUGUCAGUGGACAAGAGGAACCUGGAUGAGUCCAUCUCCACGUGUCGCUUCGCUCAGCGCGUGGCUCUCAUCAAGAACGAGGCGGUACUGAACGAAGAACUGGAUCCUGCCCUGCUCAUAGCCCGUUUGAAGAGGGAGAUCCAGUCUCUGAAGGAAGAGCUGGCCAUGAUGACAGGAGAACAGAGAGAGGAGCAGCUUACUUUGGAGGAGAUCCAAAGGUUGGAAGAGCUCGUCAAGGCCUUCCUGGAGGACCCCGAUCCAGACGUGACACUGUCUCUGGGACCAGACAUGAGAAGAAUCCAGCACUGUUUCUCCCUGCUGAAGAUAAUGAUCAUGGACAAGCAAAGUGGAGGAAAGAGACGCGGUGAUGGCCGAGCGUCGCCGGCAGAAGCGGCGGCGGUCGAUGGAGAGGAGAGCCCCCGCUCUGCAGCAGAGGUGACCAGACUGAAGGAGAUGAUGACGCAACGGGACAAUGAGAUCAAUAUCCUCGUGAAGAUGCUGAAGAAGGAGAAAAAAAGGGCCCAGGAUGUCGCUGCUCAGCUCGCUCACAUCCCCGAUGGCCAGAGCCCGGCCUCCCCGAGGGCCCCGAGGCUGACGGCACCGCCACCGCCGAGGGAAGGAAGCACGGACGCCAUCUCAGCUGACCACGAAGGACGAGCUACACAGUAUGGGAAAAGAGGUCCAGAGCUGUCUGUGGGGAAGCAAGAGGCCUUUGAGACCUUCAUCAGGGACCAUGAGGACCAUCGGGCCAUUGAGGACAACAAGGAGCUUCUCAAACAGAGGUCAGCCGAGGCCAGAAGAACUGGGGAGAAACUGAACGAAGCCAGAAACCGAAUGAAUGAGCUGAAGAAGCAGUUGGCGUUGCAGAGGAGGCAGAGGGCCGCUUUUGGUGUCACGGAGAAUCAGCCAAAGGUCGAGGUCGAGGCCGAGGUCCACCCGGUGGAAGAAAACCUGCUCAGAGACAUCGAGCGAGACAAAAAGGCUUACAAGAGCACCAUCGGCCGGCUGAGAGCGCUGAGGACAGAGAUCGAGCACCUGCAGCUGUUGAUGGAGAGGGCAAAGGUCAAGCUCCAGAGAGACUUCCAGAAGUGGUGGAGCCAGGAGGCCUCCAGUGUGCAGGAGUCAGGGGCCACGGACAGAUGUGCUGCAGGGUCGCCACGUGGAGCCUCGCGGCCGCCUUCGCCGAGCGCGCCAGGAGCCCGGGCACCCGGUCUGAACACUGAGAGGGAGUCUCCAUCCGAGCCAGAACCAGAUCCGGACCGCUCCGCCGCUGUUCAAGCCCUCAGAAGGGCCGUCCCCAAAAGUGCAGCAGGACGGGACGAGCCCCCGGACGGGAGGGCGGCCGGGCGCACUGCUGCCUCUGAGUGGAGGGCCCUCUCCUCCACCGAGCUCUCAUCCGCCUCUAUUCCCCUGACUGGAGACCGGCAGACUGAUGCUGACAUCCUGGCUUUCGUCAGAGCCAGACACAACCUGCUGAACCGGACAGGCCAACCUCAGUGAUAACAUGAAGUUCUGAUGAAGGCGUGAAGUUAUCGUCACCUGACUGCGAAGCACCGCCUGACCGAGUCUGACCAAGAAACGUGUAUAAGACUCUAAUAAUAAGAAAAGACUGUCGAUCAAGAUAUGUGAAGAAAUGCUCUCAUCGGGGUCCAAGACAUACUGUCCACAACAACACAAGGCUCAUAUCCUGGGCAGCCGUGUAAAUCCCAGCGCGCGCCGGCCAUUUGAUCUGAACAAAUGUUGUCUCAAGAUAUCAGAGGAAGGAGCGGGCGGCUGGACAGCGGCGGCUCCGGCUGUGUUUGAAGAACAUCGUCACAGGAAGUUUCCACAAAUGCAUUUCUCACUUCUGUCUGGCUGCACUUAUUUAUUUAAGUACAAAAAUGUUGAAAACAGAGGUGUGUAAUAUAUGUACAGUAUGUUUCUUUAUUAUUUCUGAUACUCAUUAAGAUAAAAUAUGCAGACAAAAUGUCAAAUAGAAGAAAAAAAGCCGUUAUAUGAUUCAUAUCAUUCACCAUGUGAAGCUGACAGACACGUGAUAUCAGUUCUCUUCUGUUUUAUGAACGUUCUCAGAAUAACACGUGGUUCACAAACAUCCGCCCUGGAGAGUGUGGCGUCGACUAAGACGAUUGGUUUCAAUCAUUAUCCCCCCCACACUUUUCCCAGCAUGCACUGGGCAGAAGGCAGGGGUGACAUCUGCACAGGGCUUCCUUAAGGAGCAGGAUUUGAAAGUCAAAUAAGGUUCAGAGCAUUUCUUUGCAUGGAGUAUUUAUUCUGUAUGGAUGCUUCUACUCAAAUAUGGCAACAUGUAAUUCGAUAGUUCAGAGCAGUCAAACUAAGUUACAUAAAAAUUGAAUAUUAGCAUUUGUUCUGCCCAAUUACUGGCCUCAUGAGCAAGGCACAGUUGUGUAUGAGAUGUGCUGGUCCACAUCACGACAUGAGAUCCCGUCCCACCAGACAGUCGAUGGGCUUCGACCGCCGGCCUCGGGGCUCCAUAUUGCUUAUAUUCUCUUCUUCCGACCAGCCAAAGCACUUCAAAACUCCAUGACAUCAUUCACAUACUGAUGGGAGGAGCUAAGGUUCCACAUGCACAUCAGCAGUAACUAACAUUCACACACAUUCAUACACGAGCAAUUCUUGAGGUUAAGUGGAAAAUGACCUGUGAAGUUUGGAGGCAACUUGUUUGCAUGGCUUUGCCUCGAUUUGUUUGACAGAUGACGAGCAGCUGCACAAUUUGUAUCCAGCUGCCGGGAGAAGAAGAUCUCUUUGAUCAAAUCAUCGGUUAUUUCUCUCAGUCAUGGACUUGAACUUCGACAGCGUUGUCUUCUGACCACUUAAAGUGCCGACAUGGACCCACCCGCUCUCCCUCUGAGCCACAGACUCCACUGACUGACUGCAGAAGGAUUUCUAGCUCAUUUAUUUUUGCGUCACUAUGCAGCCAUAAGCCUGAAGUAUGAAGCUGCUUAAAUAAAAAUUAGACCUUUUAAAAAUGUACAUAAAUGUAUUUAUUCUGACUUAUAAUUAUUAUAACAGUUCUAGAAUGAUUUCACUAUGUUUACAGACAAAGACAAGGCACAGAUGUAAGAAAUGAAACUACAACACAAUGUGUUUACACGUGUGUACAUAGUGACUUUAUUUACUCUUUUUAAUAGACAUACAUAUCGUCUAUAUCUAACUUUCUAUGGGUUUCUAUGGAGCAUAAUGCAUUUAAAUCUGAAUUGAUAAGAUUACUAUCUCAAAUUUCUGAGAGGUUUCCACCAAAUGGCUGUGUGUGUGGGGGGGGGGGGGGUGCCGAGGAACCCUGUAGUGCACCAGCCUGCUAAUUCUACUGCGUCUUCAUUUGUGCUCUGAUAAAGGCUAAGUUCAUCAAAUCCAGUACCCUGUAUCUUUAUUUUCUGUCAUGGUUGUUGGAGUCUCAGCUGUGUCAAGGCCCCCACAGAACGUCUACUGGUCCAGCUGGGAGCCCGGCGGUCCAAGAUCAUUUCAUAUGAUGUCAUAUGAAAUGUAGCCAUUAUAGAGAUAGGUCCCUUUCUUACAUAUUUUCAGGCAGGCAAUCGGUGACUUUGGGACGCCAACAGCAGGACUGGAAGCUCCUAUGAUGUGCUCUGAAGUCGAUGAUUUUCCAUGCAGUAGAUUGUGGUUGAAAUAAAAGUCCCCCGAUAAAAUGACUCCCCUGUGAAUUGUUUUCAAAGGCAGCUGUGGGCGCCCGGACGACCAACAGCUGUCGGG
Messenger RNA from Pseudoliparis swirei, 4783 nucleotides. It is a transcript of the gene kif6, whose product is annotated as kinesin family member 6. The record is from RefSeq and is a predicted model, not a curated record. The transcript has 23 exons. Bases 101 to 2557 code for a protein of 818 amino acids. Gene Ontology annotation, biological process: mitotic spindle organization; microtubule-based movement. Gene Ontology annotation, molecular function: ATP binding; microtubule binding; microtubule motor activity. Lineage: Eukaryota; Metazoa; Chordata; Actinopteri; Perciformes; Liparidae.